This is a messenger RNA of Chironomus riparius, 1023 nucleotides long. The record is from the annotation of a GenBank genome assembly. Lineage: Eukaryota; Metazoa; Arthropoda; Insecta; Diptera; Chironomidae.
CUACAACUUAAAUGAGCAAAUAUAAACUACAGAGAGAGGGAAAGAAAACUUCUGAAUAAAAUAUGAGAACUUUUCACUGAAAAAAAAAAUUGAUUAAAAGGAAAAGUUUUAGUUGAAAACAAAAUUAGUGUUGAAGCAACAAAAGCAAUAUACCUAGUUUAUAUUUUUGAUAUUUGGAAGAAAAAAAAUAAAAUGUAUAUAUAAAAGAUCUCUAAAAAUGGGUUGUUUAUCAGUACGUCAAAGCAUUUUGCAAUGCUAUGCGGCUGACACAUAUUUCAUUGUUCGGAAUCAUUUCGUUUAAUAUUUCAUGUCAUAUAAAUACAAACAGUUUUCAUUCAAGUUUUUAUAAGUUUCUAAAUAUUAACAAGAGCACUCGUUGAAGAUGAAGAAAAAUAAUUAUUUAAUUUACAUAGUAUUAUUAGAUGUUAUUCUGUAUAUAACAGCAUGUCCGAGAAUUAUUUCAAGAACACAGUGGGAUGGGAAACCGAUUUCAAUUAAAAUGCAACUCAUCCAACCGGCAUAUUAUUUUAUAAUCCAUCAGAGCUCAUCACCAAUUUGUUUUAACCAAACAGAAUGUUCAAUACAAAUGAGAAACAUUCAAAAUUUUCACAUUCAUUCAAACGGAUUGCCUGAUAUUGCAUAUAACUUUUGCAUUGGUCAAGAUGGUAAUGUUUACGAGGGACGUGGAUGGGAUGUGCAAGGAGGUGACAUGUCUUCAUAUAAUGCUUACGCAAUUAAUUUGUGCUUUAUUGGAACGUUUGACACUACGAUGCCCAAUUUUAAAUCAUUUCUUGCAGCUCAAGAAUUAAUUUUAUGUGGAAUUUCUAAAGGUAAGGUUUCAUCAGCGUAUUCAUUAAUCGCACAUCGACAAAUAAGUUCGUCUGAUACAAAUUGUCCAGGAAAUGCAUUGUUUAGCGAAGUAAAAAGAAAUUUACGAUUUGACUACAAUCCCAAUCAAUCAAAUCAAUUUUAUUUUUAAAUAUUAAUUAUAAAACUUUAUUUAGCUUUAAAAAAAAUUAUGAA